AUGCUAGAGGGACAGACACGGGUUGCAGAAAAUCCUCAUUUCGAGUACAGUCUCACAGAUAACGUUGAGAGGAUAGCAGAAAAUGAGAAGAGUAAUGCAGAAAAGUCAUCAAAACAGAAAGUGGAUCUAUGGUCUUUGCCAACUCGUGCCUACCUGGAUCAGACAGUUGUACCUAUCUUAUUAUAGGGGCUUGCUAUGCUU
This is a messenger RNA of Eptesicus fuscus (big brown bat), 201 nucleotides long. RefSeq names its product protein dpy-30 homolog. Bases 1 to 186 code for a protein of 61 amino acids. The transcript has a single exon. NCBI's taxonomy places the organism in Eukaryota, Metazoa, Chordata, Mammalia, Chiroptera, Vespertilionidae. The record is from RefSeq and is a predicted model, not a curated record.